Molecule: messenger RNA, 6009 nt
Organism: Oryctolagus cuniculus (rabbit)
Lineage: Eukaryota; Metazoa; Chordata; Mammalia; Lagomorpha; Leporidae
Source: RefSeq, a predicted model, not a curated record
AUGAGGAAGCUGGAAACACGGAUGGGUGGGGAGCCUGGCCAGGGCCCAGGCAGCAGCUCCCCAGCUGAGCAGGUGAAAGCCCUCGUGGACCUGCUGGCCGGGAAGGGCAGCCAAGGCCCUCAGGCCCUGCAGGCCCCCAGCAGGAUGCCGGACUCCCUGCUGGGGACCCAUGAGCUGCGGCUACAGAGGCACCGCGAGGCCCUGCUGAGCCGGGCAGGAGGUGGCCCAGAGCCAGGUGGCCCCCCGCCCCGACUGACCAGCCUCCUGCUGGUGGAGGGCCUGACAGACCUGCAGCUGAGGGAGCACGACUUCACGCAGGUGGAGACCACCCGCGGGGGCCAGCGACCCGCCAGGACCAUCCCCCUGGACAGGCUGUUCCUGCCCCUGUCCCGGGUGUCCAUCCCGCCCCGCGUCUCCAUCACUGUCGGGGUGGCGGGCAUGGGCAAGACCACCCUGGUGAGGCACUUUGUUCGCCUCUGGGCCGGGGGGCAGGUGGGCAAGGACUUCUCGCUGGUGCUGCCCCUGACCUUCCGGGACCUCAACACCUACGAGAAGCUGUGCGUGGACAGGCUUAUCUGCUCUGCCUUUCCGCACAUCGGGGAGUCCGGGCUGGCUGUGGCGGCCCCAGCCAGGGUCCUUCUCAUCCUGGAUGGCUUGGAUGAGUGCAAGACGCCCCUGGACUUCUCCAACACCGUGGCUUGCACGGACCCUAAGAAGGAGAUCCAGGUGGACCACCUGAUCACCAACAUCAUCCGAGGCAAUCUCUUUCCAGAAGUCUCUGUCUGGAUCACGUCCCGGCCCGGUGCCGCCGGCCAAAUCCCGGGCGGCCUGGUGGACCGGAUGACGGAGAUCCGGGGCUUCACGCAGCCGGAGAUGGAGGAGUGUCUGCAGCAGAUGUUCCCUGAGGACCAGAGCCUGCCGGGCUGGGUCCUGAGCCAGGUGCGGGCCAACCAGGCGCUGUACCUCAUGUGCGCCGUGCCGGCCUUCUGCCAGCUCGUGGGUGCGGCGCUGGGCCACUCACGCCGCAGCAGGCUGGCGUGCCAGGACGCAGCGCCGUGGCCUCCCAGGACCCUGGCUGAGCUUUAUGCUUGGUACUUUAGGAUGGCCCUGAGCAGGGAGGGGCAGGACAAGGGCAAGGCCAGCCCUCGGAUCGAGCAGCUGGCCCAGGGCAGCCGCAGGCUGGUGGGGACCCUGGGCCGGCUGGCCUUCCACGGGCUGGUGAAGAAGAAGUACGUGUUCUACGAGCAGGACAUGAAGGCGCUCGGUGUGGACCUGGCUCUGUUGCAGGGGGCCCUGUGCAGCUGCUUCCUGCAGCGCGAGGAGACGCUGGCCUCCUCGGCUGCCUACUGCUUCGGCCACCUGUCCCUGCAGGAGUUCGUGGCGGCCGCCUACUACUACGGUGCGUCCAAGAGGGCCAUCUUCGACCUCUUCACCGAGAGUGGCGUGUCCUGGCCCCGGCUGGGCUUCCUCACACACUUCCGGAGCGCGGCCCAGCGGGCCAUGCAGGCCGAGGACGGCCGGCUAGACGUGUUCCUGCGCUUCCUCUCGGGCCUCUUGUCGCCCAGGGUCAACGCGCUGCUGGCCGGCUCCCUGCUGGCCCCAGGGGAGCACGAGAGCUACCGGGCACAGGCAGCCGAGCUCCUGCAGGGCUGCCUGCGCCCCGGAGCUGCCGUCGGUGCCCAGGCGGUGAACGUCCUGCGCUGUCUACACGAGCUGCAGUGCACGGAGCUGGCCCACAGCGUGCAGGAGGCCAUGGAGCGCGGGGCCCUGGCUGGGUUGAGCAGCCCCUCACACCGCGCUGCCCUGGCCUACCUGCUGCAGGUGUCUGACGCCUGUGCCCAGGAAGCCAACCUGUCCCUGUGCCUCAGCCAGGGUGUCCUCCAGAGCCUGCUGCCCCAGCUGCUCUACUGCGAGAGCCUCAGGCUGGACAACAACCAGUUCCAGGACCCCGUGAUGGAGCUGCUGGGCAGCAUGCUGAGUGGGAAGGACUGUCGCAUCCAGAAGAUGAGCCUGGCUGAGAACCUGAUCAGCAACAAAGGGGCCAAAGCUCUGGCCAGAUCCCUCCUGGUCAACAGAAGCCUGACCGCUCUGGACCUGCGCAGUAACUCCAUUGGGUCACAAGGGGCUAAGGCCCUGGCAGACGCUCUGAAGAUUAACCGCACCCUGACCUCUCUGAGCCUCCAGGGCAACACGAUCAGGGAUGAUGGCGCCAGGUCCGUGGCUGAGGCCCUGGCCUCCAACAGGACGCUCUCUGUACUGCACCUGCAGAAGAACAGCAUCGGGCCUGCGGGAGCCCAGCGGAUGGCCGACGCCCUGAAGCACAACAGGAGCCUGAAGGAGCUCGUGUUCUCCAGUAACAGCAUAGGCGAUGCAGGUGCCAAAGCCCUGGCAGAGGCGCUGAAGGUGAACCAGGGCCUGGAGAGCCUGGACCUGCAGAGCAACUCCAUCAGCGACGUGGGAGUGGCAGCACUGACAGAGGCCCUGGGUGCCAACCAGACCCUCCUCCGCCUCAGCCUGCGUGAGAACUCCAUCAGCCCAGAGGGUGCCCAGGCUCUGGCUCACGCGCUCUGCACCAACAGCACCUUGGAGAACCUGGACCUGACAGCCAACCUGCUCCAGGACCAGGGCGCCCAGGCCAUCGCAGUCGCAGUGGGAGGAAACCGUGCCCUCAGGUCUCUGCACCUGCAGUGGAACUUCAUCCAGGCCGGUGCUGCCAGGGCCCUCGGGCGAGCUCUACAGCUCAACAGGAGCCUGACCAGCUUAGAUCUACAGGAAAAUGCCAUUGGGGACGAAGGUGCCUCAGCGGUGGCUGGCUCUCUGAAGGUGAACACGGCACUCACGGCCCUCUAUCUCCAGGUGGCCUCCAUUGGUACCCGGGGGGCCCAGGCACUUGGGGAGGCCCUGGCUGUGAACAGAACCUUGGAGAUCCUUGACCUAAGAGGGAAUGCCAUCGGGGUGGCCGGAGCCAAAGCCCUGGCAAAGGCCUUGAAGGUAAACUCAAGCCUCCGGAGACUCAACCUGCAGGAGAACUCCCUGGGCAUGGACGGGGCGAUCUGUGUGGCCACGGCACUGUCCGGAAACCACGGGCUGCAGCACAUCAAUCUCCAGGGAAACCAGAUCGGGGAAUCUGGUGCCAGGAUGAUCUCAGAGGCUAUAAAGACAAACGCUCCCACGUGCACGGUGGACAUGUGACCAGAACAAGUUCCCAGUGGACUGGGCAGGACAAGCAGAGACCAAGACCACACCCCAGGUGCCUUCCUGUCACUUGGGAAUGACCUGUCCCAGCCCAAGGCCUGGUCUCCCGUGCAAGGGAAGGAGAGGUGCUACCACAGGGGUUCGCGAGCCCCUCUCCCGGCCCAGGGUCAGUCCAGGCAGGGCGGGUGUGUCUGCCUCAGAGGGCCGGGGCUGCCAGCAAGGCACACAGGGGGCCCAGAAGUGCUGUACUGUAAGAAGCUGGUUCUAGUGGUUCUAGCGGAUUUAUACCUCGACAUUUCAUUUGCCCCCGACUUAAGGUCAUCACUGCCCUUUCCCAUUCAUCCGGUCCAAAUCAGCCUCACGCUGAAAUGCGCAGCAGUCCUCAGGUGUGUUGAGCCUGCCAGUUUGCAGGGGUGACACAGGGGCCCCUCUUUCUUUGCUCAAGAGGAAAGGGGGUUUUAGAGGUGUGAUCCUUAGAGUACGAGAAAGCCAUGAAGACAAGUGCAAGGCCCUAUUCCGGGAGUCUGGAGACACAGGCGGGCGCCUGCAAGGGUUCUGCCACUCUGCAUCCAUUACAAAACCUCCCCGGCACAAGGGCAAGGCCCCACGUGCCAUCUGGAGUCUGCAACACUGGUGACCCACUGUCGGUGCCACUGAGUUACUAAGACAUUUUGCAUCAGGCUUCCCAACCACCACGCCCCAGCUUCCCAACCACCGCGACCCAGCUUCCCAACCACCGCGACCCAGCUUCCCAACCACCGCGACCCAGCUUCCCAACCACCGCGACCCAGCUUCCCAACCACCACGCCCCAGCUUCCCGAACCACGUCCCAGCUUCCCGAACCACGGCCCAGCUUCCCGAACCACCACGCCCCAGCUUCCCAACCACCGCGACCCAGCUUCCCGAACCACCACGGCCCAGCUUCCCGAACCACGCCCCAGCUUCCCGAACCACGCCCCAGCUUCCCGAACCACGCCCCAGCUUCCCGAAGCACCACGACUCAGCUUCCCGAACCACGUCCCAGCUUCCCACGCUGACAAGCGAGCUGGGCUUCUGCCUAGAGUAAACACCCAUGGCUGGCUCAGAUUGACAUUGGAGAAAAAAAGUCCAAGUGGGGACAUCACAGAUCUCACCAACUGAACAACCAAGGACAAUGCUUAGGAAUGCCACACUGCCACUGUCACUUUCAAAUUCAAAAAGAAAGCACUGCUGUCCCAAAUAUCUCUUUAAAAGUGGUAUUUACACAAGAAUCCAUGGACACCAAGACCAUGAAAACCUGCUGGGGAAAAAGACUGCAAAGGCUCAGAACAUCACUCCACAAAGGCGAAGCCCCUCAGCAAAGGUGACAACACACCUUAGCCAGCUGGAACCCGGCACGCGGCACCUUACAGCAACCAAGCUUCACACGGCCCGGCCAACCACAGGACAGACAGCACGCGCCCCCGACGGAGUGCUCCAGGACACGUCACUGAUGCCCUGUUCUUGCCAAAAAUGUUUACUGAACCUCAUCAAGAAAGAACAAGUACACAAACUCCAAAACGAGCGGCAUUCCGCAGAGCGGACCCGACCUCUCCAAAAAUGUCAGUGCCAAUAGGCUGGGCCGGGCUUCGACUGGGUCCCAGACAGGAGGGAAAAAUCUGCUAUAAAGAACGUGAUGUGGCCGGCACCGUGGCUCACUAGGCUAAUCCUCCGCCUUGCGGCACCGGCACACCGGGUUCUAGUCCCGGUCGGGGCGCCGGAUUCUGUCCCAGUUGCCCCUCUUCCAGGCCAGCUCUCUGCUGUGGCCAGGGAGUGCAGUGGAGGGUGGUCCAAGUCCUUGGGCCCUGCACCCCAUGGGAGACCAGGAGAAGCACCUGGCUCCUGCUAUCGGAUCAGCGUGGUGCGCCGGCCGCGGCGGCCAUUGGAGGGUGAACCAACGGCAAAGGAAGACCUUUCUGUCUCUCUCACUGUCCACUCUGUCAAAAAAUAAAAAUAAAAAAAAUUUAAAAAAAAAGAACGUGAUGUGGAAACCGCAGACACUUGAAUGAGGGCCUUCUAGGCUUCCAGGUGCAUCUGAAAGACGCGUCUGCUGGCCGUAGGAUUCCCGACAGCCUUUUGCUCAGUACUGGGGCGCUGCGGCUUGGCUGCCUUCUGUCUGCCGUGAUGGCCGGGCCCUGGAGAAGGCUCAGAGGGGUGACAAUGCCUGAGGGCCUCUGAGAGCGGCUGCCGCUGCCACUUCCCACCUCACUGGAUGGCCAAGGACAGGGACGCACAGGGCCCGGCUCCACCGGCGCAGGCAGGACCAAAGGCGGAUCUGGAGUGGAAGCAGCGAUCAGUAACUGGUACGCGCUGAUUGGGGGUUUGUUUUCACAUGGAGUUCCACUGUCACAGGGUCACUGAUACCUUCUUCCACAGCAUCUAAACUGCUGUUCAUCCCAUCUAACCCGCGUCCUGUUUCAGCGUUCUCCUAAGUCUCUCCGAGUUUUGUCCGAGACCUUUUCGCUCUCCUUCCCAUGCUCGUUCCUCCACUAACAGCUGUGGCUGUCAGAGGCUUUGUUUGGGGCCGGCGCUGUGGCGUAGUGGCGUAGUGAGUAAAGCCGCCACCUGCAGAUCCAUUUUCCCAUAUGGGUGCAGGUUCAAGUCCCAGCUGCUCCACUUCUGAUCCAACUCUGUUAUGGCCUCAGAAAGCAGCAGAAAAUGGCCCAAGUGCUUGGGCCCCUGCACCCAUGUGGGAGACCCAGAAGAGGCUCCUGGCACCUGCCUUUGCAUGCGCCCAGCUUCAGCUGUUGUGGCCAUUUGGGGAAUGAACCAACAGAUGGAAGACCUCACUGUCUU